AUGGAAAAUAUGGAUGAGGAUGCACCUUCUGCGGGGCAGCAGCAGCAGCAGCUCGUCGAAGGUCCCGCUGCUGCUGCUGCUGCUGCUGUUGCUGCUGCAGGAGGUGACGCAGCAGACACUGCAGCGGCACUAACAGCAGCAGAAGAGCCUGCUGCAGAGGAUAAUGCAGCAGAAAAUCAACCCAAGGCCGCAGCAGCAGCAGCAGCAGCAGAAGAUGAGUGGGGCUUGUUCGGAGGCCAGGACCCCUUAGAAGAGGACAUAGAUUUCGAAGGCGUUCCUGGAGCAGCAGCAGCAGCAGGUGAGGAGCAGCAGAAGGACGGCGAGGCAGCCGCAGGCCCAUCAGCAACAGCAGCAGCAGCAGCAGCAGAUUUCGACGAGGCCUGCUGCAGCAGCAAACUCAGCUACGCCCUGGGCCUGGCCGUGGGGCCCAUCUGCUGGGAGCCCUCAAAUGAGGUUCAGCUCUUUGCAGCAAAGACGAAGCAGAGAGAAAUGACAGCAGCAGCAACACUGCUGCAGCAGCAGCCACCGGAAGUGCGGGCUUCGCUGCAGCGGCGGCUGCAGCGCAUGCAGGAGAAGGCGAAGCUGCUGCUGCCGUUUCAUCCGCUGCCCCCUUGCAAGCUGCUGCCAGUCCCAGAGGCGCUGCUGCAGCAGCAGGAGGAGCAGCAGCAGGAGCAGCAGCGGGAGCAGCAGGAGCAGCAGCAGCAGAAGAAGAAGGAGCAGCAGCAACAGCAACACGGCCAGCAGGGCGUUGCUCUGUCUGCCCACUUUCCUGACGAUGUUGCUGCAGCGCAGCAGCUGCUGCUGCAACUGCAGCUUCUGCUGCUGCUGCUCCUGCUUCAAGUCAGCCCGUGGCAGCAGCAGCAAGUGACGCAGCGGCACCAGCAACAACUGCAGCAGAAUCAGAAGCAUCAGCAGCAGGAGACUCCACCAACAGCCAAACGGCCGCCGGAGGGACCCCCAAAAAGUCUGA
Molecule: messenger RNA, 970 nt
Organism: Eimeria tenella
Lineage: Eukaryota; Apicomplexa; Conoidasida; Eucoccidiorida; Eimeriidae
Exons: 4
Source: RefSeq, a predicted model, not a curated record